Periconia digitata is the source of this 380-nucleotide messenger RNA. The record is from the annotation of a GenBank genome assembly. Lineage: Eukaryota; Fungi; Ascomycota; Dothideomycetes; Pleosporales; Periconiaceae.
AAGCGCUAGACACACGCUGCCAAUACUUAUCCCAACCCAAUCUAUCUCAUCCCUCAAUCUCUUGAGCGUAUUCGGGCGCUUCUCUUGAAUCUUUGGCAGUCCAAAAAAGCCCACUACGAACACAAUGGAGUUGAUGACGGCAGCUAUGUGGAAACCCCACCUCCAACCAAUAGAGUUGGUGAGCACACCUCCGACGAUUAAUCCGGUCGAGAAUCCAAUAGACAAAAGGAGAUGGCUACACCAGCCAAGGCACGGAAGACGAUCAUUUGCGUGGGUGUCUGGGCUAGACCGCAUGCUAGAGUAAACCCAGAUUGCAGAACGCAUCCUGUAAGAAGAAGCGUGCAACCGCAUGCGAGCGCAUACACGGAAAUUGGCCUGAA